Messenger RNA from Colletotrichum acutatum, 1860 nucleotides. RefSeq lists its product as uncharacterized. The record is from RefSeq and is a predicted model, not a curated record. The transcript has 2 exons. Bases 1 to 1860 code for a protein of 619 amino acids. Lineage: Eukaryota; Fungi; Ascomycota; Sordariomycetes; Glomerellales; Glomerellaceae.
AUGUCAGGUUUCGAGAUUGCUGGCGCUGUUCUAGGUGGUUUUCCAAUUCUUCUCAACUGCAUAGAAUAUUACCACGGAGCCUUUGAGCCGAUGGAGAAUUGGUGGCACUUCCGAAAUCAUCUCAUCGAGUUUGUCGACGAUAUCAGGCACCAGAACAUGAGAUAUCAUGAAAAUCUCAUUCAACUUCUCGACCCCAUUAUUCCCGACAAUGAGAGUCUUAUGACCUUGAUAGGAGACCCCACGGAUUUGCGAUGGAAGGAUGGUAGCCUUGAAGACCAUUUAAAGGACCGCUUCCCAAGUGAGCUGGAUCGCUUCCUUCGAACCAUCGAGAGGAUGCACGACGUGAUGUUGGAGCUUUACAAGGUUCUUCAAAUUCAAGAUGGAAAGGCUCCUUGGCUUGGAACGGCACAACACAACCCAAUGCAGUGGUACUGUAAGCGGCUGCAGUUGAGCUUGUCUAAAGGCAAACAUAAAAAGGUGCAAAAGCUUGAUAAACUCAACCAGGUUCUGCGAGAUAUGGUGGGAUUCAGUGAGCGCACUCUGCCGAUAUCUGAUCGGAGAAAGUGUUCCGGCCCUGUACGCCGUCUGGAGAGCGCUCGCCAACACGCGUGCCGUGUGUAUGAAACACUGAGAGAUCACUGGAGAUGCCACCAAGGUUGCAAUUGCCACAAAGCACACCUACGACUGUGCGGCGACUCCGCUCCCGAGACAUUAUCCAUGGUUCUUGUUUGGGGAACUGGGGACAGCACGGAUUCAUCACUCAAGCCCAAGGCGUACGAGGUCAUGAUUCAGAAUACUAAAGACCGCAACCCAGCAACGUCCUCAGACAUCAGAGUUGUCCAGGGAUCGGCGACGUUGUCUCAAAUUCAAAGCAUUACGGAGCAAAAGACACAAUACAUCAGAUCCAGGCCGUCAUUCCUUGAUAGGGUUUCUCACAGAUUACAGCCUAAACCGGCUGCAAUCACUGGCUCAAACCAAUCAACCCCCACGAAGAAUGUCAAGUUUUUUGAGCCGAGUCCAGCUAUAUGUAUCACACCGUCCGAAAAGGAAGCUGUUAUGAAGAAUGGCGGGGUUUUCCUUCCCUGUCGGAAUAAUGACGAACGGUCCAGCAGGCAGAACAUCGAAAACCUUUGCGCCUUUCUGGAGGAGACAUCAUGGAACGAGGGUGUACUGCAUGACGAUUUCGACAGGCACCUUGUCUUCAAUAAAGAUUCAUCAGGCUUGCGAAGAAUCAUUCCCGGCAAAUUGAGGCUUUUGUCUCUUACCGAAUUGCUAGAAGCACACCACCAAGCGGAUAUAACCCUUUCAAGGCAGUCACGGUUCGAGAUAGCAGCCCAUAUCUCGGCGGCGCUACUAAACACGUACCCCUCGCCUUGGAUGCCUUCUUCAUGGACGAAGAGCAGCUUCUACUUUCUUGUUGACGAUGAGACGCUCUUGAGCUGCCAUCCAUUUUUGUCAAACACAUUUGAGCUCGACAAGAAAGAGAGCUCGCCUUCCGAGGAAUCGAUGUUCACCAAGAACAUAUCGGAACAGGCGGCCCGCAACUACAUGUUUACUGUCGGCGUAAUAGUUUUGGAGCUGAUAUUUGGGCAUGAUAUUAGCCAUUGCCGCUUCCGCAAAGACUACCUGCAGGAUAACAGACCUAAUGAGCUUACAGAUAAGUUUACUGCUCAACGGUGGGCGAAGAAAGUUCUUGGUGAAAGUGGACCAAAUAUUGCGGAUGUUGUUAGACGAUGCCUAGACUGUUCUUUUGGUCCAAGGCCGAUAUUCUCAGACGUGCGCUUUAGAGAGUCGAUUUACGAAGGAGUCAUCAAGCCUCUGGCAUCGUACGCUAAAAUAUGGCCUGAAGUGAUGAUUUAA